Molecule: messenger RNA, 1446 nt
Organism: Yarrowia lipolytica CLIB122
Lineage: Eukaryota; Fungi; Ascomycota; Dipodascomycetes; Dipodascales
Biological process (GO): protein histidyl modification to diphthamide
Molecular function (GO): 2-(3-amino-3-carboxypropyl)histidine synthase activity
Source: RefSeq, a predicted model, not a curated record
AUGAGUCAAGCGCCCGUUCUCUCCACAGAGCCCGAGUUUGAGACCGUGGCACCCCUAGUCCGAGAAACGCCCUCAAACGAUUAUCUCAACAAAUACUAUUGUCUCCCUCAGCUGACAGAGUACCUCAAUAGCCAUGAAUACAAGAGCAUUGCCCUCCAGUUUCCGGCAAACGACGUGGCAGACUCCGCAUUAGUCGUCCGACUGCUCAAGCAGACGGUCGACCCUUCCAUUUCUCUCUUCAUUCUCGCAGAUACGAACUACUCACCCUGCUGUGUGGAUGUGGUGGGUGCUAACCACAUCAAGGCUGAUCUGGUGGUCCACUUCGGCUCUGCAUGUCUCAACCCCGUCACUAUGCCCGUGGUAUACGUUUUCUGCAACCCCGAAAUCGAUGUCAAGGUCAUGGUGGACCAGCUGACCGAACAGAUCAAGGAUGCCGAGCAGCCCAACAUUCUGCUGGACUCAGACUCAAAAUACUACCCUGAGAUGCCCACCAUGUUCAAGGCUCUCCGAGAAGCAUUCCCCGACAAGAUCAUUGUGCGAUCUUUCAUCCCCAACCCCCAGGAGACUCUGGGACUAUCUGAGGAGGAGACUAAGCCAGACGCCGAGGAGGGAUACCUGUACCGACGAACACAUGAUGAUCUCGACCCUCAGGAGACCAUGCUCAUCUACGUGGGAACCCCUUCGUCUUCCCUGGCCUUGCAUUACUCUACUCGUUUCGGCGCUACUGCAUACUUCAAUCCAGUGUCUGGUCAGGCGGAGACCCCCAAGACCGCCAUCAUGAAGAGAUAUCGAUACAUGAACAUGGCCCGUGCAGCUCAGACCAUUGGCAUUCUCAUUAACAGUUUGUCCAUGUCCGAGACCAAGGAAAUGUCGAAGAAGCUGCAGAAGGCCAUUGCUGAGAGCGGAAAGAAAUCGUACACUUUUGUUGUUGGCAAGCCCAACGUUGCCAAGCUCGCCAACUUUGAGGUUGUCGAUGUGUGGGCUGUUUUUGGAUGUGGCAUUGGUGGCAUUAUUCUCGAGAACGAGGAGCAGUACUUCAAGCCUGUGGUUUCCGUCUACGAGCUGGGUCUGGCUCUUCAGCCUGAGCUCUCUUGGACUGGUGAGUGGGAGAUUGACUCCAACAAGGUUGAUCUGAACGUUGAGGUCGAUGAGGACGAGGUCGAUGAGCCCUUUUUCAACCCUGUCACGGGCAAGUUUAUUGAUCACAAGCCCUUGCAUGUUCAGGAGUACUCGGAUGACGAGGAGACUCAGGCUCUGGUCAAAUCUAUCGGUGGGUCUCUUACAAUCAAAAAUACAGUCACUACAGCCGCCAUUCAGCUCCAGCAGCGAGAAUGGCAGGGUUUGGGCCAUGACUAUGGCUCUGGCGAGGAGGACGGAGCUGAUCUAGAGGAGGGCCGAGGAGGAAUUGCCAGAGGAUAUGCUGUUGGCGAUGAUGAGCGAAUGUAA